AUGGCAGAGCAAUGCAAGAUUUCCGCUUCCAUGGUGUCUGCAUCCGAGGAAAGGUCAUAUGCGCGGUCAUAUGUGCUCAAGGUAGAUGGAUAUUCAAGAGCCAAGGAGCUUCUCAAGAACGGCCAGUGUGUGACUUCUACCCCUUUCGGUGUUGGCGGCCACAGCUGGGUCGUGAGAUAUUUCCCAAACGAAACCUUCUCGAGGAAAGGUUCUUCAAGCAGGGGUUGGCAUGACUACAUCAAGAGGGAUGAUCUGGACGUAUCGUCGCAUCUGAGGGACAAUUGUCUCAACAUCAGGUGCGAUGUCACCGUCAUGAAGGAGAUCCACGGCGAAGAAGCAAGGGUUCCUCCAAGCGACCUCGACCGGCAUCUCGGCGACCUCCUCAAGAACAAGGACGCAGCAGACCUGACUUUCCAAGUUGGCGGACAGAGCAUCUCCGCUCAUAGGUGCGUACUCGCUGCUCGGUCAUCCGUCUUCAAAGCGGAGCUCCUCGGCGCCAUGAAGGAGAGCUCUGCUGCCAGCCCUAUUGAAAUCUGUGACAUGGAAGACGAUGUGUUCAAGUCCUUGCUCCAUUUCAUGUACACCGAUUCGGUCCCUCUGACACUGAAGCUUGAUGUGGUGAUGGCUGGCCAUCUUCUGGUGGCGGCUGACAGGUACAAUGUUGUGAGGCUGAAGCAGAUAUGCGAGGAGAAGUUGUGCGUUCACAUGGAUUCCAACAUGGUGGCCACCAGUCUGGCUCUGGCGGAGCAGCAUGGCUUCCCUCGUCUCAAAGAGGCUUGUCUACAGUUCCUUGAUUCUCCUUCCAAUUUCAAAGCUAUGAUGGCAAGCGACGGUUAUGAGCAUCUCACAUCUAGCUGCCCGUCUGUCCUCAAGGAGCUCAUAGCUAGAAUCCUCCCGGCUGAAUGGAGCGUGGCAAAGGAGGUUGUCAUGAAAAUGUGA
This is a messenger RNA of Triticum aestivum (bread wheat), 939 nucleotides long. RefSeq names its product BTB/POZ and MATH domain-containing protein 1. The transcript is spliced from 2 exons. Gene Ontology annotation, molecular function: protein binding. Bases 1 to 939 code for a protein of 312 amino acids. The record is from RefSeq and is a predicted model, not a curated record. Gene Ontology annotation, biological process: protein ubiquitination. NCBI's taxonomy places the organism in Eukaryota, Viridiplantae, Streptophyta, Magnoliopsida, Poales, Poaceae.